AUGAAUUUUUCAACAUUGAUAAGAGGUUACACUCUCUUUCGGAUAUAUCCUACAGAAGAAUCACAAUUUGAUAUCAUAAAUCUAUUACAAACAUCAAAUAAUAGCAUAGAAGUGCUCAAAAAGAGUCGCGGAUACAAUGACAGUACAGAUGUAUUGGUCCCACCAGAUCGAGUCCAAAAUUUUGAAGAUUUAGCAAAGGAAAAUCACUUUAAGUACGACCUGAAAAGUCAGUACGGCAGGUCAUUCGAAUCUCCUGAGAGGGCACCAAGGCGGAGAGUUCUCAGGGGCUUCAAUAUUUACGAAUACCAUUCGUUUGCAGCCAUACAAGAGUAUAUCGAGACCAUGGCAAACAAACACCCGGAACUGAUCAAGUUACAAACGUUAGGAUCAAGUUAUCAGGGGCGAAAAAUGAAACUUGUUAAGAUAUCACAGAACCCUCACGCGGGGAAUCCGAUUAUUUUCAUAGAUGCAGGUAUCCACGCCCGUGAGUGGGUUGCGCCCGCGAUGGCCCUGUACCUCAUCCACCGGCUGGUCAUGGACCCCGAAGCGAGGAAGCGGGACCUGCGCGGUGUCGACUGGUACGUCCUGCCGGUCGUCAACCCCGACGGCUACGAGUUCACGCGCUCCAGUAAAGCUAAUCGUCUGUGGAGAAAAACAAGAUCUAAAAGUCCUAUCUCCAAUUGUUACGGAGUGGAUGGUAACAGGAAUUACGGUUACCAAUGGGCCGUCAGUGGCGUGUCAAAUAACCCAUGUGAUAUGGAAACAUACGCCGGUAACAAGCCGUUCUCGGAGCCUGAGACACAGAUGGUGCGAGAUGUGAUGCUGUCGAACGCAGAUCGAAUAAAACUUUACGUGUCUUUACACGCUUAUGGUCAGUACUUGGUGUACCCAUGGGGUUACACCGCGGAGUUAUUGCCGAAGCAAUGGAGGAAACUGGACUCGUUAGCUAGGAAAGUAUCACUGGCUGUUCAAAGUGCGGGUGGUCAGCCGUUUAAAGUGAUGAGCGCUGGACAGUGGUACCCGGCGGCGGGUGGAAGCGAUGACUUUGCGUUUGGCGCCGCUCACGUACCCUACUCUUAUACAAUGGAACUUACAGAUGGAUACGAGUUCGUAUUCCCUGAGAACCGGUUAAGGAGUACCUUACCACAAUUAUACGAAGGAUUCAGAGCAUUCGCUUCGGAGAUUCGCAAUGAAUUCUCUAAUAAACGUUUGAGAGACCACGCAUCGUAAAGACUGUUAUGAUUUCUGCAAUCUUUGUAAUAAAGUGU
This is a messenger RNA of Papilio machaon (common yellow swallowtail), 1268 nucleotides long. RefSeq names its product carboxypeptidase B. The transcript is spliced from 6 exons. The record is from RefSeq and is a predicted model, not a curated record. Gene Ontology annotation, molecular function: zinc ion binding; metallocarboxypeptidase activity. Gene Ontology annotation, biological process: proteolysis. Lineage: Eukaryota; Metazoa; Arthropoda; Insecta; Lepidoptera; Papilionidae. The coding region runs from base 1 to 1230 and encodes 409 amino acids.